AACACGCAGGCAGAACUUGUUCGAGGCUGUGGACUGCGAGCAGCAGACCGUUGUCCGAAGUGGAGGACGCUUUCUGUCGCUUAAACUCAGCUUUAAAAUUGACUCAAGAAUAUACAUUUUUUUGUUUUUAACCACUUAUUUAGCUUGCUGAAGAAGAAAAGCAGUUUUGACUGAUUACAAGGACGACUUUUGAUUCGCAGCGAUACCCAGGUCUUGACACACGUCAGAGAUGUUUGACAAGCAGCCCUACGAUAGUCCGCCAGUCUACACCCCACCUUCCAACAACGGUUUUGGACCACCAGGGAGCUUCAAUGCCCCCCUCAGUGACUACAAUGCCUACCCUCCUCCGCCUGGAUCCUACUACAUCGAGGAUAAGCCGCAGCACUUCUACAAAUGGGUGUCACCUCCUGGGAUCAUCAAGGCCAUGAUGGCUGUGGUCAUUGUGCUGUGCGUGGCCAUAUUUGCUUGUGUGGCCUCCACUCUCAUGUGGGACAUGCAGUAUGGUGGGUAUGGAAAUGGCUACUAUGGAUCCGGGGCUGGAUACGGUAGUGGAUAUGGCAUGGGAGGAAGCUACGGAACAGGAUACGGUGGAUAUGGCAAUUAUGGUGGCUAUGGUAACUACGGCUCCUAUAUUUCCCCCUACUCGGCCAAAACUGCAAUGAUCGCCAUGGCAGCCAUUAACUUCAUCGGUUCACUGGCUUUCUUCAUCGCCAGUUUCUCUAAAUCCGCCGCAAUCCGCAGCAGAAAGUACUUUCUGGCACUUCUGAUAGCGAGUGUCAUCAUGGCUGUCCUGCAGGGCAUCAUAAACAUUGUGUAUAUAGUUGGAGUAAACCCCAAUGCACAGGGUUCGUCCAAUAUGAUAUACAAUCCCAUGCUGAUGAUGUGCCAGAGUCUCUAUCAGACGGGCUACUCACAGAUGGGAGGGGUGGGAGGCUUCCCAUUACACAACCCAUACCUCUACCAUUACUGCUUUGUGGACCCUCAAGAGGGAGUUGCCAUGGUGUGUGGAUUCCUGAUUGUAAUCGCCCUGGCAGUUGCCGCCUUUUUUGCACACAAAACAAGAGGGAAGAUCUGGCGCUACGGCAAACCCAACAUCUUCUGGGAGCAGCCUCUUGUCGGUGGGAAGGCAUCAGAGGGCAGAGAUGUAGAGGAAUGGGUGAACAAUGUGGAGGAAAACCGCAGUGUUCAGGAUGCCCCAACCCUGCUGGUGUCAGAGAAAGGAGGUGGUCAGCUUAAUGCUUCAGUGAACAGUGUCAUCUCCUACCCCCCAGCCAAGGUGGACAGCAGCUCCUUCAAUGGGGACACCUAUGACAACAAUGAAUACUCUGAGCGAGUCCCCAGCCGACCAUCAGACGUGUUUCCACAUGGUGGGAGGACCAGCUCCAGUCCCUCAGAGGAGACAGGCGGAGGGCGUAAACCUUCUGCCAACAGGGCUAAGCGACGCAGGCGUAACCCCGACAUGGAUGAAUCCCAGUAUGAGACGGAGUACACGACAGGAGGAGAGACUGGCAACGAGCUUGAUGUGGCAGAGUGGGAGAGCAUGUACCCCGAGAUAACAUCUGACGAACAACGUCACGACUACAAGUCUGAGUUUGAUGCUGACCUUAGGGAGUACAAGCGCAUGUGUGCAGACAUGGAUGACAUCAAUGAUCAGUUGAACAAACUCAGCAGGCAAUUGGACACACUAGAUGAGACUUCUGCUAAAUACCAGGGUGUAGCAGAGGAAUACAAUCACCUGAAAGACCUAAAGCGGACAUCAGAGUACCAGUCUAAGAAGAAAGAGUGUCGCAGGCUGAGACACAAACUGUUCCACAUCAAACGCAUGAGUCAACACUGUAUGGAAUAGCUCAUUGAAGUCAGUCUGGACCAUUACUGCCCUCUGGUGGUGAGUACUCCAUCCAUCCAUCCAUUUUCUGCCGCUUGUUCCCUUUGGGGUCGCGAGGGGCGCUGGUGCCUAUCUUAGGUACAAUCGGGUAGAAGGUGGGGUGCACUCUGGACAAGUCGCUACCUCAUCACAGAGCCAACACAGAUAGACAGACAACAUUCACACUCACAUUCACACACUAGGGCCAAUUUAGUGUUGCCAAUCAACCUAUCCCCAGGCGCAUGUCUUUGGAGGUGGGAGGAAGCCUGAGUACCCGGAAGGAACCCACGCAUUCACGGGGAGAACAUGCAAACUCCACACAGAAAGAUCCCGAGCCCGGGAUUGAACCCACGACUACUCAGGACCUUCGUAUUGUGAGGCAGACGCUCUAACCCCUCUUCCACCGUGAAGCCUGGGGUGAGUACUCAUUACUCAAUAAUCAAUACAUGCAAUGGAGCCACUAGCCAUAACAAUUUACAAUUUUUAACCACAAACUUGCACAAACAAACACUCAUAAUUUAGCAUUUAGAAACAUACCAGAAAUUGAAAUGUAUCUAUUGAAGAUGGGUGUCUGUUACAAAUGUUAAGUUAAAGUACCAAUGAUUGUCACACACACACUGGUUGUGGUGAAAUUAUUUUCUGUAUUUGACCCAUUACCCUUCAUCACCCCCUGGGAGGUGAGGGGAGCAGUGAGCAGCAGCGGUGGCUGUGCUCGGGAAUCAUUUUUGGUGAUUUAACCCCCAAUUACAGCCCUUGAUGCUGAGUGCCAAACAGGAAUGUAAUGGGUCCCAUUUUUAUAGUCUUUGGUAUGACUCGGCCGGUGUUUGAACUCACAACCUACCGAUAAGGGCGGUUAGUAAACACUAAAUCAUCAUGCUGUACACAAAUAUACGGUUGGCACACCUAUCUUUGGACAGUUUCGCCCAUUCCUCUUUGCAGCAUAUCUCAAGGUCCAUCAGGUUGGAUGGGAAGCAUUGGUUUCCAUCCAGGAUGUCUCUGUACAUUGCUGCAUUUAUCUUCCCCUCUAUCCUGACCAGUCACCCAGUUCCUGCCGCUGAAAAACCUCCCCACAGCAUGAUGCUGCCACCACCAUGCUUGGUAUUGGCCUGGUUUCCUCCAAACUACUUUACUAAUUUCUACUAAUUGUUUAUCUAGUCUGCACUUUGUGUUAUUAUUAUUAUUGGCUUUUAUGUAGUUUGCACUAUGUCUGUAUUAUUUUUAUUAUCAUUAUUAUCGACUCAUUUUUGCCUUAUUAUUUUUAUUUUCCUAUUUUAAUGAUGUUGGAUCUGUGUUGUUGUUGUUGGGGACAAGUGUUGUAAGUUUGCUUUGGCUACAAACACAAUGAUGCAUACAUUCGAUAACUGUUUCAGAUGUCUAUGUUUUUUGUAUCUGUCCCUAUUUCAAAUAAACCUUAAUAAUAACGUGGUGGCUGGCAUUCAUGCCAAAGAGUUCAGUUUUUUUCUCACCAGACCAGAGAAUUUGUUUUCUCAUGGUCCGAGAGUCGUUCAGAUGCUUUUUGGCCAACUUUUUACUUAGAAAUGGCUUCUAUCUGGCCACUCUACCAUACAGACCUGAUUGGUGGAUUGCUGCAGAGAUGGUUGUCCUUAAAGAAGGUUCUCUCUACACGGAGGAAUGCUGUGGCUCUGACAGAGUGACCUUCGGGUUUUUGGUCACCUCCCUGACUAUACUUAAGAAGAAUGCAGCAAUGUACAGAGACAUCCUGGAUGAAAACCAACACUUCCCAUCCAACCCGAUAGACCUUGAGAGGUUCUGCAAAGAGGAAUCAGAAAAACUGCCCAACGAUAUGCGUGCCACGCUUGUGGCAUCAUAUUCACAAAGACUUGAGGCUGUAAUUGCUGCCACAGCAGCAUCAACAAAGUAUUGAGCAAACGUUGUGAAUACUUAGGACUGUCGAGUUUUGAGAACAAAAUUAAAUGUAUUCAAAUUUGAAAUAUACAAACAUAACACAAUGUGGAAAAAGUGAGCCGCUGUAAAUACUUUCUGAAUGCACUGCACUCUUGUGUAGAUAGAAUUAAACAUUCCGCAAUAAUGACCAGAAGCCUAAGCUAUUUAAAAUAUUUUGAUCAUCAGAAGAUCCAAAUCACACUUUUUCUUUGAUUUCUCAUGUGCUCAUUUUUAGGUACAAAACAAGAAGCACACGUUUAUUUUACCUACAACUGGCAAACAUUCCUGUUUGUGUGUACUUUUUAAUUUCUUAAUUUACUGUUCAUAGAAUGUAUAUACCCCAAUCAUAGCUAUUGUUUUCCAAAUGACCAUUAACCCCAACAUUUCUGAAAAGCUGCAUCAUGGAGGUGUGUGUACCAAUAUGCAGUUAUUUUAACAGUGGCAGGCUGUGCGUUUCCAGCCUAUAGGCCUUCAGUGAUGUCCUACUUAGUCCGACUUUAAUAAAUACCCCUCAAAAUAUCAUUUAUAGCACCACAUUAGAUAGCGUCCAGCACUCCCCGCAACCCCAAAGGGACAAGCGGUAGAAAAUGGAUGGAUGGAUGACCACGGCUGGAGAAAUACUAUACAGAAACACACUUGGGCACUACUGGACCUCAACAGUGUACAAAACGGGCUAUAUUUUGGCACAUUUAAAAAUCAAUGAACCCGCAUUUCAAACAUACCUUACAUGGUACUGUCAAAAUUAAAAUAAUUGUAAAGAACAUAUUAAAUGUGGAAAAAUAAAUAAAAUAUUUGAACUUUUUCUUUGUGAAUUGAUAAAGUGAGAACCGAUGAUUUCUCCGCUGGCCGGGUAUGGCUCCGGUGCCCCUUCCUGCUUUUUGUAAAUGACAACUUGUGAUUGGAUUCUCACUUGGGAGUGACAACUGAAAAUCCAAUCGCAGUCACAUUUAACGUAAGGCUACCUAGAUGGGCUACUGUCAACAACUCGUAACUGUCUAUCCGGCAGAAUUCAUACAGCGCUGGCAACAAGCGAGCUGAAUUCUGAUUGGAUAAAAGCUCUAACGUAAGACAUGAAGAAAAUAUGAAUACUUUAUGGAAAGUAGAUUAAGAUAAAUUUUUAUUAAUCUAUGCUUGUGAUUUAUAUUAGGCCAGCAGUGAAGGCCUUGCUGGCCCUGACAGCACACCGCUGAAUUUUAAGCCUGUUUGUGUAUCUUAGUACAAUAUGUGCAGAAGAAGACUUGGCAAGACAAAGUUUGCAGCAUUUAGUACCAACAAGCAUCGACACUUCUCAUUCUCUGCCGUCUUUAAGGCCAUGUUUCCACACAAUGCAUCACAAAUGGUCCAACAAGCUCAUUAAACAACAAAAGGAGAAAUACAACAAGGAUCGUACCUUUUUUUCUCUUGUAUGGCGUACACUUCAAAUAAUCACUAGAGAGGUCAGCUGUGGGAAAUUAUUCCUGAUACAUUCUUUAAACAUUCCUUUAUGACUCUACAAUCUUCUUAUGCUAUAUAAAACAUGAGGUAAUGAUGUCAUAUGAAGAAAAGUCAUGCUGUGGUUUCUGCAUCUGUGCGGUAAAGUCACUGUGAGGGUGUGGGUGGGGGAAAGUGUAUUUUAUAUUUUGGCCACUUGGGGGCAGCGGCUUUAAAGCAUAAAUAAUCGUGUAGCAUGUAAUGUGUAGAGUCACGUGACUUGGGUGAUACAAUACAACUGGUAAGAAAUCAAAUCCAUACUUUCAUACAGUCAGAACAAAGCGGUUGAAAUGGCUUCAUUUGGAUUUAAAGCAUAAAACACAUAGAGGAGUCACAUUAAGGGGUGAUAAUGGAGGAGGUAGUUUGUGCUCAUGGCCUUUCAGUUCUCUCCAGAGUGAGACAAAGAAAUCAACCAGGGACCCGUACUUCAAAUACUUUGACCUAUGACCUUUUGUUUGUCAUUUCAUCCAUCUUUUUUUUUUUUUAUAUAUAUAUAUUUGCAGCUCUGUAUCCCACUCUGGCCCCUGCAGGAUUCACUGCCCGGGUGCGUAGGGCCAGUUGAUGGAGCUCCCUGACAGCUGCAUGUCUCGGAUCAGCGUUUCGAUGGGCGUCUUUCCCACCAGCCGCAUGAAGAAGAGCUGCGAGAUGAGGUUGGCCGGCACGGCCCGCAGAGCCGGCAGGCGAAGGAGCAAGCGGCCGAAACGCUGAGGCUGGUUGGGGUACUGCAACCUCUCGUACUCGGUCAGGGCGACCUGGGCCUUCUCCUGCAGGGACUCCACGUGGGCCGGAUCGGUCAGACCGCACGCAUCUAAGGAGAUGACAUGGCGUCGUUAGAAAUAGAAAUGCCUCCGUCACACACAUGAGGCUCUACAGUCGCUGACCUGGUGAAAACAAUGAGAUGGCUUUGAGGCAGCUGUACUCGGCCGUGUCCACUUGCAGUCGGUUGAGUUUGUCCACUUGGUCCUGGAACACCCUGACCUGGUCCAUGAAGGACACCACCCUCUCCGCUGACAUGGGGGAUGAGUGGAAGCCGGCGGCUGCCAGCAGGGGCGCCAUGUGGAGAGGCAGAGCGGACUGGGCGGCGUUUAGGAUGAAAAGUUCACUCCAGCUAAGCCUGAGCAGCGCCACCUGGGGGGGAGAUUCAUCGCUGUCAUUUCUGGAUUGGACACAAUAUUUUAUUGUGUGAAGGCUAGAAACAUUCAAACCAUCACUCUUUAAAAAUGCUACUUUCCCCCCCCCCCAAAAUUCCAACAUUUUCAGGAAUUCCACACUUUCUAUGACAUUAUGUUCAUUCUAAAUUAAAGGCCUACUGAAACCCACUACUACCCACCACGCAGUCUGAUAGUUUAUAUAUCAAUGAUGAAAUAUUAACA
Molecule: messenger RNA, 6612 nt
Organism: Nerophis ophidion (straightnose pipefish)
Lineage: Eukaryota; Metazoa; Chordata; Actinopteri; Syngnathiformes; Syngnathidae
Product: occludin
Exons: 10
Coding region: 230-1846 (538 amino acids)
Biological process (GO): positive regulation of transcription elongation by RNA polymerase II; bicellular tight junction assembly; snRNA transcription by RNA polymerase II
Cellular component (GO): bicellular tight junction; membrane; transcription elongation factor complex
Molecular function (GO): cis-regulatory region sequence-specific DNA binding
Source: RefSeq, a predicted model, not a curated record